Molecule: messenger RNA, 874 nt
Organism: Lolium perenne
Lineage: Eukaryota; Viridiplantae; Streptophyta; Magnoliopsida; Poales; Poaceae
Product: phylloplanin
Source: RefSeq, a predicted model, not a curated record
UGUACAGAUGCAAGUUGUCACAGGAGCCAAAUCUGAGCUGAGCUCUGACGCGCACUCCGACCAAUGGCAUCCAAGCCCACUCUCCUCGCACUCGCUGCAGCCAUGAUCGUGGCGGCGGCGUGCCUUCUCGGCGCCGCGGAGGCGAAGCUCGGCAGGCUCUUCGUCACCGGCGUCGUGCCGUGCAGCACUGGCAGCCUCAUCGACAUCGCCACCUCCCCCGCGUUCCCAAACGCGGAGGUGGAGCUGCGGUGCGCGGGGAAGGUGGUGGCGGGCGCGACGACGAACAUCAACGGGUCCUUCACGAUGGAGGCGGACCUGACGAGCGCGCUGGCGGCGUUCAUCGGUGGGUGCUCGCUGGUGGUGGACACGCCGCUCAUCAAGUGCGACGCCCAGCUGCCGCCGGCGGGGAAGCUCGUGUCCUACCUGAAGGGCCCGCUCACCAGGCUGCUAGGCGGCAUCUUCCACCUCUUCCCCGCCGGCUUCUCCUUCCACGGCCGAUGAAACUUGGCCAGUCGAAAGAUCUACAGCGAUCUUGUUAAUUACCUCGUGUCGACCCUUUAAUUUGCAUGGAGAUGAAAUGUACUGUGUGAUAAGUUGCAGGAGCUGCAUACUGUUGGCAUAACCGCAUAAGCUUGAAAUGACUGCAGAUUCGCUAAGUUGAGCAGCUAGAUAUGAUAAUUAGAGUUCUUGUUAGGACCAUCUAAACUGCCCUUUUGAGAAUUAAACUGCCCUUGACUCGGCCGCCCAUAGUAAUACAGGACUGUAUACAAUCGUAGUGCCUCCGAGAAAUGCUCUUAUCCCGUGCACAGGAGGUCACGUGCAUGUGCAUGUUUGUGCCGUUGAUUUCUCGCUUUAAGAUUCGUGCCACAUUGUU